This is a messenger RNA of Astrephomene gubernaculifera, 886 nucleotides long. The record is from the annotation of a GenBank genome assembly. Lineage: Eukaryota; Viridiplantae; Chlorophyta; Chlorophyceae; Chlamydomonadales; Astrephomenaceae.
GGGUGAAUGCGCAAGGCUCCUCCCGCGCCCUGGAGGACGCCAAGUCGCGGUUCGCCUCCGCGGAGGGGGACGCCGUGACGCUGCUCAACGUUCACCGGGGCUGGCGGGGCAGUGGGCGGUCGGCGGCGUGGGCCCAUCGGCACAUGCUCAACCCCUCCGCGCUGUUCCGCGCCGACACCGCGCGAGACCAGCUGCUGGGUGCGCUGCGCAGGAGCGGGCUGCUGAGCGCCGACACGCCGCCACCCAGCUGUGAGGGAGACAUGGAGCGAGUGUGCCGCGCCCUGGCGAGCGGCCUGUUCCCGCACGCGGCGGUGUUCGAGGGCACGCAGCACAACCCGCUGGCGCCUGAGAGCGACCCGGGGGUGCACUGCUACCGACUGCUGAGGUACACGGCAGCCGGGCAGCGAGCUCACCCGCUGAAGCUCCGAAUCCAUGCAAGCAGCGUGUUGUGCCGUAGCACUCCCUCAUGCGUGGUGUUUGCAGCCGUGCAGCAGCAAGCGGGGGCAGGGAGGAGCAGUAGCAGCAGUAGCGGCGGAGGAGGAUGGUUUGAGAUGCAGGGGGUGACGGCGAUCCGACCGGAGUGGUUACCGGAGAUAGCGCCGCACAUGUUCCAUAAGCCUGACCGAUUGGCGCGGUGAAUGAGUCAGUCGGGGGAAUGCGUGUUGGGAGGAGGAGGACGUGGGUGAAGGAGGAGUAGCAUAGCAGGGAACGUGGUGAGGUGUUGAGGGCGCACAGGGUGCAUUAGUGGAUUGAAAGAGACAAUUAAAGACAGGUUCGACGUUGGAAGAGGCUCUUAAAGCUGCCGGCCGCUGCUGAGCGCCUGCGGGCGAAGAGGGGCCACGCACCGCGCAGAUGACCAAAUAGCCGUAUAGUUUCGGAGCAGCGG